Molecule: messenger RNA, 2035 nt
Organism: Phlebotomus papatasi
Lineage: Eukaryota; Metazoa; Arthropoda; Insecta; Diptera; Psychodidae
Gene: thoc6
Product: THO complex subunit 6
Exons: 3
Coding region: 970-1983 (337 amino acids)
Biological process (GO): mRNA export from nucleus
Cellular component (GO): THO complex; transcription export complex
Molecular function (GO): protein binding
Source: RefSeq, a predicted model, not a curated record
AGAAAAACUCAUAAAAAUAAAUUUCUUCUUGAUAUCUUUGUCGGAAGACGGAUAGCCGUUCACUAAACACGUUUUUACUUGAAUCUUGCGAAAUUAUAAAGAAAUUUAAAGAAAAUAUCAUUUCAAAUGACAAGCUUCCUAAAUCGCGCGCAGUUCAACUCUAGAGAGAGAUAGAGACACAAAUAACUCACUUGACAAACAUCUGGCGGCGCUGCGGUUGCAAAAAAUCUCUGAAAUGCGACAAAAUAUUUUCUUCUCUUGUUUAUGCUUAUUAGCAGGUCUUGUACCUUCUCGUAAUACGUACUUUUGCAUUACUUAUUAAUCAAAAUAGUGUUAUACAAAAGGGUUUUUCUCAAAUCUAUCCUGAAUUUUGAGACACCUAAGAUGAAUAUGAGCCAUAUGAGCCUUCCAGCUUAAAAUUUCUUCCCAAUGUUUUUAUUGUAAUAUAGACAAUUAUUCACAAUUAACCCAAAUAACUGUAAUCAACUAAAUUAUAAAGAGGAUUUUUUUGUGAAAAUGACUUAACUUUAAGGAAUUAAGCAAUUUUCACAUUAAAAACCUCUCAUUUUCUCUACGUGAAUUUUCGCGGCAUUUCGAAGAAUCCCAACUGGCACCACCAAAUUCACUUCGGCUUUUAUUUUAGCUCAGGCCUGCACUAGAGAACUUUAUGUCCAUAUUGAAGCAAAUUACCUACCCUUCGCUUUCCUCAAUAUGGACAUAAAUUUCUCUAGUGUGAGAAUCUCAGCUAAGAGGGUCGUUAAAAAAAUUAUCUACUGAAACGCAUUGGUUUGCAUUAUUAGUAGCACUAACGCUUUCGGUAUUCGGUACCAUAAAGAUCGUAAAUUACUUAGCCACUGGGAUUGAUGAGGGGAGGCGCGCGUAGUCACGCCAGUCAGGUCGGGUUCAUUUGUUUAUCUCGCAGAAAAGCCGUAUUUUUUGUAGAAAAAUCUUGAAAAUCUCACUGCUGUUAUGGGAGUCGACAAACGCAGAAAGCUGUACAACACUGUUCAAUCCCAGACCUUCUCAUCAUGCGGAAAUUUUCUGUUUGCCGGCAAUAAUUUCGGUGACGUAUUUGUUUUUAGUAUUCCAGAUAUUGCGGAAAUCCCAAAUGAUGAGGAUAUUCUACACAAAGCAGCACCGUCCCUGGAGCCAAUUCAAGUGUUCAGGGUGACUGAUAGUGGGCAUGUUGAGAGUCUGGCUUUCUUCAAGGACUUCCUCAUUGUGGGAAUUCCUGGAGAAAUUCAAGGGUAUCAAUGGUGUGAGAGCAGCAAGAGAAUCAAGAAGAAGCUAUGGGAAAUUAGGAUACCGACUGGACAGGAUACCAUGGAAGCGAUAGAUGUCAAUUGUUUGUGGCUAAAUGAGGAGAAUGAUGAGAUUUAUCUAGGAUGCGGUGAUUCCAAAAUUUUGGGCCUCAAUCUCGAUAGUGGGCAAUUUUUUCGCACUUUCAUGGGUCACAAGGAUUACAUACAUUCCUUGCAUGGAUUGGACAAUCGUUUAUACUCAGCUUCAGAAGAUGGAAGUGUUAAAUUUUGGGAUUUGAGGCAGAAAAAAUCUACUGGAUUCGUAGAACCUUACAAGAAUCCUGACCUUUUGCGACAGCCAAUGGGAAAAUGGGUGGGAAGUGUAGCUUGUACGGAGAACUUCUUCAUUUGCGGCGGUGGACCUAAAGCCUCGCUCUGGCACACAAGAACAAAUGAAUGCACAACAAUCUUUCCCUUUCCGGGAGCCGUUCAUGUGUCUGGUUUUAUCGAUGAUACUGUUCUCUUAGCCGGUCAGAAUCCCAAUGUCGUCCAAUACAGUCUCAAUGGGGAUUUAUCAGCUGAAAUUCCUGUUUCAAGCCCGGCAACUUACUCCGUUAUUUGGCAAACAACUCCAACAAAGCUGAUGUCCAUUGCUGGGGCUCACAAUGAGAUCGAUAUCUGCCUGAAUUUCAACUACAAGGAUAUUGUCUUGAAGCUGUACACAAAGGAGGGAAACGAAUGAGUCAUAUUGAUUUAUUCUAUACACAUGAUUACAUAAUGAAUUAUGAUGAAAA